This is a messenger RNA of Helianthus annuus (common sunflower), 2998 nucleotides long. Its product is annotated as probable myosin-binding protein 5. Gene Ontology annotation, molecular function: myosin binding. Bases 1165 to 2868 code for a protein of 567 amino acids. The record is from RefSeq and is a predicted model, not a curated record. The transcript has 3 exons. NCBI's taxonomy places the organism in Eukaryota, Viridiplantae, Streptophyta, Magnoliopsida, Asterales, Asteraceae.
AAGAGAGACAACCAGUUAGGGUUCCGGCAGCCCCACCGGUGUCAGCAACUCAUUGACCCUAGCGGUAAUAAUGGUGGUCUGUGGUGAUUAUGACGAUGUCUUUGACCCCGAAAACAAUGAAGCUGUUCUACGCUAAUAAUGGUGGCUAUGACUAUGUCUAGAAACCCCAGCCGCCGGUGAAGUUCCGGUCACACUCCGGCAACCCGAUUUACUCUUGUAUGCACUUUAAUUAUUUGUGCAGAUCGACAAACUCCGAGUUAAGAUUUUGCGCAUAAGUGAAUAUGGUAAUACUCUACUAUAAAUUUUAGUGAGAAUUGUGACUGCCAUCAGUGAAAUAGGCUGCCGGCAGUGGUGGUUACGAUGGUGGUGUUUAGAGUAUUAAAAAAUUCAGGAUCCAAAAUCCGAAAUAUUUUGGCUGUUCCUUAUCUUUCAACUAAACACAGAAAAUGAUGAAUCAGGUCAUGUUCUCUUCUUUUUAGUAUGUUAUAUAUCAUGCUGCUGUUCUAAAAAAAUCUAUGAACCAUCUCGCAACACGUGCAAUGGGGGAAUAGAAGGACAAAAGUGUCAUUUUCUCCUUGGUUUUAAAAAGGGUUGAAAAAGAUUGUGUAUAGCAAUAGCAAAAGCAAAACUUAGGGACAUAAGUGCCAUUUGCGUCUUAGAUUUUAAGUGCGCCAUUUAAGUGGUUUGAAAUGGCAAAAUGAACAAACCAGAGGGACGCAAAUGACACCUAAAUAAAGGAGAAACACCACUCGUAUACAAUACGUUAAGCAUAUCUAUUAUUACAUGUAUGAUUCAAACAUAUCUACUUGAUUUAUUGCUUUGAUAAAUCGUACUUGGAUCAAGCAAAGAAAAAUGACCCACCCAAAUGAACAUUUCCUAGUUUAUUGCCUGCCUUAUUGGUGAAAACUAAAAUGCGUGAUAUACCAUUAAUUUAGCUAUUACUUAAUUCUAGAGAGUAAAAAGGGGAUCUAUUGCUACUUGUGUCACCUUCCCUUUAGUUAAGUUUUCUUGAUUUGUUUGUUGAGCUCAAUCAACCAAAAUGAACAUUUAGAAUGUUUGUACACAUUUUCCAGUUUAUUGGUGAAAAAAAAAAAACAAAAUGCAUGAUACCAUUAAUUUCUAGACAGAGAAGUGGAUCAUAGAUAUUGCUACUUUGUUUGUUGAAUGGCCUCAUCAAAACGAACAUUUAGAAUGUUUGUAGAGGAAGAGUUAGGCAUAUUCCCACAUUUCCUUGUGUGGGCAGUUCUUGAAUGGAUGCUAAUCAUAUCACUAUACCUUGAUGGAUUCUUUACGUUUGUCUCCAACAAAUUCGCCGAUACGUUUGAAUUAGAGCCCCCGUGUGUGCUAUGCACACGCGUCGAUCAUGCACUUUGUGGGAAGAACCCCAAUUUGUAUUACAACGACUCAAUAUGUGAUUCUCACAAGAAAGACAUAUCCUCUUUAGCAUACUGUCAGGUCCAUGCAAAGCUUUCUGAUAUUCGAACCAUGUGUGAAUCAUGUCUUCUUUCUUUUGCAAUUGAAAAAGACUCCGAAAAAGACUUAGAUGAGCACAAGCCAGUGGUGAAAAAAGUAAAGGAAGGUAAUAAAAUAGACGAUCCAAAUAUAUGUUCGUGUUGUGGCGAGUCUUUGAAGCCGAAACAACCUACUAAAGAGUUUUCUAAAAGCUUAUCAAGCCUUCGUGCAUCUUCUCUAUUUUCAACAUCUUCCCCUAGAGCAUCGUCUUUGUUUCCACCUUCUCCUAGAGCAGCAUCCUCUCCUAGAGCGUCCUCUUCGUUGUUGCUUGCUUCUUCUCCUAGAGCUUUUUCUUCUUCGCUGUUCCCAACUUCUUCACCUAGAGCAUUUUCUUCAUUAGCACCAAUGUGUUCCCCUAGAGCCUUUUCAUCACAAUCUCGGUUUACAGACCUCAAGUUUGUGUAUGAUAAUGAAGCAGACAUGCCCGAGGACGAAUACACGAAUGCAAAACAUUCUGAAGAAGAUGCAAGCAAAACCUCUAGUAUUGUAAAAGGAAACAAGUUCUUUGGUAUACCGUUAACAGAAGCAAUUGCCAGUAGUCCUAGAUGGGCUCUUAAACCUCCCAAGAAAGCAGCUCCGUUAGAAAAGGUCGAUUUGGCUUCAGAAAGCAUCGAAGAACAACCAACAGACGAGUAUUCGACUAUUCAACAACUAAAGAAACAAGUUAGCGACAACAGAAAAACACUUGUAACAUUGUAUAUGGAACUUGACGAAGAGCGCAGUGCUGCCACUGUUGCAGCUAACAACGCGAUGGCUAUGAUCACACGAUUACAAGCCGAAAAAGCUGGCGUUCAUAUGGAAGCAUUGCAGUAUCAAAGAAUGAUGGAUGAACAAGCUGAGUAUGAUGAAGAAGCCAUUCAGAUCCUUAAAGAUUUGCUUCUAAAAAAGGAGGAAGAUGUUAGGAUUUUGGAAGCUGAACUUGAUACUUAUCGAGGGCGAUAUGGAGAAAUCAGGAAACGAGGCAGUGAUGAAUAUGACGAUGAUGAUUUUGAGACUCGGUCUUGUGGUGGUGACAAAUUAUCUGAGAGCUGGAAAGACGACAAUGUAAAUGCAGGCGUAAACAGAAAGGAAUCGGAUUUUGAAAUGGAAAGAUCUCAACUGUUUGGAAUGUUGAAAGAUAUUGAAAAUCAUAUUCAUUCAUCUUCAGAACAAUAUCAUCAUCAAGAUAACAAUAAAGGUGACGAGGGAGACGAUGCUACACUUAGGCAAGAGGUUAAUCAACUAAGAGAGAAGUUGGCAGCCAUUGAAGCCGAGAGCGGAUUUUUGAAGCAAACCGCGAUGGCACUUGAAAAGGGUGAUGAAGGAACAAAACUUCUAACUGAGAUUGCCGAACAUCUUAGAAAACUUCAAACUUAAUCUCCAUCAUUUAUUCUUAUAUCUAUAUGAUAAAUUCAUUUCGUUUUAGAUGAGCCUAGCUUUUAUUCAAAUUCAGGGUUUAAGUGUGAGAAACAAUUGUGUUGAUAUUUCUAAACCUUGUUUUGGUCUA